GUCCCGUGUUGACUGUAACAUAACAACAUGGCAGCCUCCUCUGUGGCAGCAAGUGAGCUGCUACAAAAUAUGAAUAAACAUAUAUCAAUAUUGUACCCAAAGGCUUCGUAUGUUAUUAGAAGGAUAAGCACAUCCAGACAACGAAGCGACAGCCAGCCGCAGCUAAGAGUAAAAAGUGCGCCCCAGCAGCUGGUUGGCGUGGUGGGCUUGGAAGUCCACGCCCAGAUUAACUCCAACACCAAACUUUUCUCCGGCUCAUCAGUACGCUUCUCAGCUCCUCCAAACUCCCUGGUGUCACCCUUUGAUGCAUCCUUACCAGGCACAUUACCUGUCCUUAACACACGAUGUGUCGAAGCUGCUGUGAUGACAGCACUGGCUCUCAACUGCACCAUAAACAGGACAUCUCUUUUUGAUAGGAAACACUACUUCUACGCUGACCUCCCUGCUGGAUACCAGAUCACACAGCAGCGGCGGCCCAUCGCAGUAGAUGGCUUCCUGGAUUACAGCUUCCUUGGAGGGAAAAAGAGGAACCAGGUGAUCAAAAGAACUGUCAGCAUCAAACAGAUCCAGCUGGAGCAGGACAGCGGCAAGAGUCUCCACGACAACCUCCGCAGCCAGACUCUCAUAGACCUCAACAGAGCAGGUGUGGGACUAAUGGAGCUGGUGAUGGAGCCCGACAUGAGCUGUGGAGAGGAAGCUGCUGCCGCUGUGGGAGAGCUGCAGCGCAUCCUGCAGACCCUGGGCACCUGUCAAGGCAACAUGUCUGAGGGCCAGCUGAGAGUAGAUGCCAAUGUGUCUGUGCACGAGCCAGGUGAGCCGCUGGGCAUCAGGACGGAGGUGAAGAACAUCAACAGCAUCCGAUACCUCGCCAAGGCUAUAGACUACGAGAUCCAGAGACAGAUCGCAGUCCUGCAGAGAGGCGGGACGGUGCAAAGCCAGACCCGGGCGUUUGAUUCUAAAUCAGGGGAAACUGUUCCUAUGAGGGACAAAGAGGGUCUUCAGGACUACAGGUUCAUGCCAGAGCCCAACCUGCCCCCUCUGAUUGUGUAUGAGGAUAAUGCAUCGCUGCCCACUGGCAUUGAUGCGUGUCAGGUGGUGGUGGUGCAGGCGAUAAGAGAAGCGCUGCCAGAGCUGCCCGCUGUCAAAAGAGAAAGACUGGUGCAAACGUACGGCCUCCUGCCCGAGCACAGCCUCACUCUGGUGAACGAGGACGGGCUGGUGGAGUACUUUGAGGAAGUGUUGAAGGCGACCAAGAAGGAGCCGAGGAAGGUGAUUGGCUGGGUGACCAAUGAGCUGGUGGGUCACCUCAAACAGCAGGACAUGAGUGUGAGCCAGAGCCCGAUCGCUCCCUCUGCCCUGGCUGAGCUGCUGGAGCUCCAGGAAACAGGACACAUCUCUUCUUCUGCUGCCAGGAGGGUGUUCCAGGAGAUGUGGAGGUCACCGGGCAAGACGGCCCUGCAGAUCAUCCGGGAGCAGGACCUGGGUCUGGUCAGUGACACCGCACAGCUGCACAACAUCUGCCAGGAAGUGUUGGACUCACACCCUGACGAGGUUAACGCCAUCCGAGGUGGAAAUAAAAAGGUUCUGAACAAGCUGAUGGGCCUGGUUCAGAGAGAGACCAAAGGCAGAGCCGACCCGGUUCUGGUGAGGAAAAUUAUACAAGAGAAGACGUCAUGAAGGUCGGACUGUUGUGCAAGACCAGAGUCAAAUCAUGGGCCAUGUGACCUUCAUGAUAGACGUCGAUAUGGCAGUGAUGUUUGUAGAUCUUUAUGAACAGGCAGAGUAAUCAUGUCGCUCCAUCAAAACAACAUAUGGUACCUGGUCUUCGGCAGGUGAAGGAAACUAUUGAAAUUCAGGCUGAAAAUAAAGCUAAUAUCUUUAGUUUCUGAUAUGUUUGUUUGUAAAUACUGAACAGUGAUUUUACUGGACAACAACAAUGACCUUCUAUUUAUGUGUUUAAAAAUGAAUAAAUGUUUUCCAGAAUAAUGCUCUCUGUGGCAGUGUGUUGUCAAACUAUUCAGGUUAUUUAGUCAAUUGUGAAUUCUAUGCUUCAAUUAAUGUGUUCAUAUUUUGACAUGGUGAUAAAAUUGUAUGAAAAAGUUAUGAAGAAAAUUGAAGCACCUUUUCUGACCCUUGAAAACUUCAGAUACAUUUAAAUGCUAUUAUAAUAAAGAAGACUGGGAUUUUAAGAACUA
Molecule: messenger RNA, 2195 nt
Organism: Gymnodraco acuticeps
Lineage: Eukaryota; Metazoa; Chordata; Actinopteri; Perciformes; Bathydraconidae
Gene: gatb
Product: glutamyl-tRNA(Gln) amidotransferase, subunit B
Exons: 13
Coding region: 28-1677 (549 amino acids)
Biological process (GO): mitochondrial translation; glutaminyl-tRNAGln biosynthesis via transamidation
Molecular function (GO): glutaminyl-tRNA synthase (glutamine-hydrolyzing) activity
Source: RefSeq, a predicted model, not a curated record